UGGGUGGGAGCGCUGUCUGGUUUUGGCGUUCCGCGCAAUGCUGCGGCGGGGAGACCGGGAGCUGACACAGAGACACUUGAAUUAGCUUCAGCAGAAGAGAAAUGGAGGAGCCAUAGAACAUUAAGGAUGAAUUCAGGAAGACCCGAGACCAUGGAGAACUUACCGGCUCUCUACACUAUUUUCCAAGGAGAGGUUGCUAUGGUGACAGACUAUGGAGCCUUCAUCAAAAUCCCAGGCUGUCGGAAGCAAGGUCUGGUCCAUCGAACUCACAUGUCAUCCUGUCGUGUAGAUAAGCCCUCUGAGAUAGUAGAUGUUGGAGACAAAGUGUGGGUGAAGCUUAUUGGUCGAGAGAUGAAAAAUGAUAGGAUAAAAGUGUCCCUCUCCAUGAAAGUCGUCAACCAAGGGACUGGGAAAGACCUCGACCCUAACAACGUUAUCAUUGAACAAGAAGAGAGGCGGCGGCGGUCCUUCCAGGAUUACACUGGGCAGAAGAUCACCCUCGAGGCUGUCCUGAACACCACCUGCAAGAAGUGUGGCUGUAAAGGCCACUUUGCGAAGGAUUGUUUUAUGCAACCAGGAGGGACCAAAUAUUCUCUGAUACCUGAUGAGGAAGAGGAGAAGGAAGAGGCAAAGUCAGCAGACUUUGAGAAGCCUGACCCCACGAGGAAUUCUUCUAGAAAAAGAAAGAAGGAAAAGAAGAAGAAAAAACAUAGAGACAGGAAGUCGUCUGACUCGGACAGCUCAGACUCUGAGAGUGACACAGGCAAGAGGGCAAGGCACACAUCAAAAGAUAGCAAGGCAGCAAAGAAGAAGAAGAAGAAGAAGAAGCACAAGAAAAAGCACAAGGAGUGAGAGUGGAAAGAGUAGAGGGGGUGGUUGAGAGGAGGAGGUACCAGGAGCCUCGUGUCUUAAGCCCUGGCUCCCAGACUGACUCAGUAGUGCAAGUACGACCUCCCACCCCACUGACUCCUCAUCCACGGGAGAUGGCUUCCCCUCAUGCAGCAGGCAGGUUUGGGAGUUAGAUGUCAAAGCAUCUGCCUGAAUGACUUGUUAACUUAUCAUUCCUGGUCCCUUUGCAAGUGACCCCUGCAGCUCAUCCAUUCAUUCACUUCAACUUCCUUCAUUCGGCAGGAGGUCCUGUUACCCUCUCCAGCUGCCACUGCCAGAGCCAGAUUCCUGCACAGGAGUCCAGGUUGCAGCCACAGGUACUGCUGUGGAGGCAAGUCUGGCUGUAGUUGGAACAGGGAUGGGCCCCUCCCUGUUGGGUCCGCCCUGGGCUGACUGGUGAGUGAUCCCUGCGGCGUGUAACACAGGCCAAGGGAGACCAGCAGGAUGAGGGAGAAUAUGGUAAGAAGUGGUGCUCACUUUUUCCACUCCCCCUAACGUGAUUCUCCCAUGCUACAAGUAACAGCCAGAAAACCGUUGUUUGCAGUGACCGAGCUUGUGUGUGACUUCUGCCAGACCACUGAACCAGACAGCUAAAGCCAAGUUCAUUGCUUUACUUUGUAUUUACUACUGUGUGAGUCACUUGGUUCCACUUCAGGUCUCUGCUUAAAUUCCUGGCACUAAAUGGAAGUGUGUUUGGUUUUAAA
Molecule: messenger RNA, 1592 nt
Organism: Neogale vison (American mink)
Lineage: Eukaryota; Metazoa; Chordata; Mammalia; Carnivora; Mustelidae
Gene: ZCCHC17
Product: zinc finger CCHC-type containing 17
Exons: 8
Coding region: 127-852 (241 amino acids)
Biological process (GO): RNA stabilization
Molecular function (GO): zinc ion binding; RNA binding
Source: RefSeq, a predicted model, not a curated record